Molecule: messenger RNA, 2062 nt
Organism: Anolis sagrei ordinatus
Lineage: Eukaryota; Metazoa; Chordata; Lepidosauria; Squamata; Anolidae
Gene: SYNC
Product: syncoilin, intermediate filament protein
Cellular component (GO): intermediate filament
Source: RefSeq, a predicted model, not a curated record
CCCGCUCAUGAAGUUAUGCUGUUAUUCUCUCUCGACUGUUUAGCUUCCUUCUUUAGUCCUUCCUGAAGCAUUUGUUGGUGCCGGAGGACCAUGCGCUUGGGUGCACAGCGCAGUAUUUGUCACCCUUGCAACACGUUCUGCAAUUGCAGUUUUGCAGGAAGCCGUUACAGGAAGUCAGAAAAAAAGGCCAGCUCCAAGACUUACAACGCUUGCCGUUGGCAUCUGUGGGCACACCCAAGCGGACGGCCACUAGUCCAACCAAUGGAGGAACACCAUGCAUUUAUUUGGGUGGAGAUGAAUCCAAAAUAAUGGUAGAACAAGAGAGGGAAAACGUGCAGAACCAACCGCUGAAUAGAGAAGGCAGAGUCUUUUGGGGUUCCUUUCUCUCAUAAAAGCAGAAAAGAGUAAUCCAUCAGUAAAGAGGGAAGUGAUGGCAGACUUGGAUCCCCUUCCGGAACCGGAUGAGGCCGAGACUCCCUUGGUACUCAGUGAUGGGGCCGCAAGGAUGGCACUUGUGGCGGAGGAUGCUUCUGAGAUGCUGUGCAUGAACAAUUCUGAUGGACCAGAAGAUUACGGAAGUGUGGGAGAUCUGGCGGAGCUGCAGGAAGUGUUGAUGGGCCAGGACCUGGAUGUGGAAGAACACGAACUCAUGAGCAUCGAGGACAUCGGAGAGCGUUUCCAGGAGUGCAUUGAAGCGGUGGAAGAGCUGGAGAAGGAGAGGGACCGACUGAUCGAGGAGCUCUCGCUCCUAAGGGAACCGGCCCUCGAGGAGAUCCGGAAGGCCCACCAAGAAAUCCUGGAGGCCUACCGGUUGCAUGCCAAAGUGGAGCUGGAGAGGAGCAACCUGCGGGACGAGAUCCGGCAAGUGAAGCGGAAGCUAUUCCGGGUGACCCGGGAGUGUGUGGCCUGCCAGUACCAGCUGGAAACCCAGCGCCAUGAGGUGGCCCAGUCUGCUGUCUACCAGGAGGAGUUGGAAGGUCGGAUCCGUCAACUCUCAGAGGAGCUCUCCCAGCUGCGGGAGGCCUGCGAGAAGGAGAAGGAGCGCUUCCGGCAGAGGCUGAGGGCCCCUCGCCGUCGCAGAGACAGCGUCUACCUGCAGGAGAGCCGCCGCCUGUCUGCGGAGUUCGAGACCUUUGUCCUGGAGAGCCGUCAAGGCCUAGAGGAACAUUACGAGCCUAGGAUGAUGCGCCUCUUGGAGCGGCAGGAGGCCAGCCGUGUGGCUCUGCGGGAGACACAGGGUGAGGUCCACAGGCUCAAGGAGGCACUGCGGCCGCUGCGGGGAGAAGUCAGCCAGCUCCAGCUCCAGAACCGGAGCCUAGAGGAGCAGAUCCUGCUCAUCCGGCAGAAGCGGGACGAAGAUGUGCUGCAGUACAAGGAGCAAGUCGAGGAGAUGGAAGAAAGGCUGAGAGAACUCAAAAACGAAGUGCAGCUCCAGCAGCGAAAAAACCAAGAAUUGGAAGAGCUGAGGGCCAGUUUACACCAGGAGCUAUCCAUUUACAAGGACUGCUUAGAAAUCUAUGGACAACUGUGCAAGUCCGAAGCUAAAGGAGGACAAGACUGAAUCAUGAACUCACAAGCCUGGAUAGUCUUAUUUACUAUUGCAGUCUCCUGACUACUAAGUAGUAGCCAAUGGGCAAGAAAUCCAACUAUGAUGGAUUCCAUCAUUUUAUACAACAAGGAGUUGUGAGUGAUCUUCUCGUUUUUGGAGCUACGCUGGAUAGAGGUCAUGUCAAGAUAUGUAUUAUGCAGAACUCCAUGAUAAGAAAAUAUGGGCCUAAAUCCUACUUAGUUCAAACUAGACCCACCAAAUCGAUGCAAUUGAGUCAUGUUUACUAUUUGAUCUAAUGGGUGUGUUUUCAUUGGGAUUAACCAACAGGAUUCAGGCCUGGCCUCAGGGAUAGCUCCAUAUUGAAAAUACUGUCUAUGCCCAACAUGUUGGCAUGUUUGCCAACAUUGCUUUAUUUUUGUCCUUCAAGCCAUCUGCUUGUAAUUGGAACCUGUUAUGGAACAAGACACUGAAAUAGAAUUAAAUGUUUUUUAUAAACAAGUCUUUUAAAACAAC